AUGUCGCCGCCGCCGAUCUGCCGCACCAGGCUGAAGUCGCGGAGGCCGGGGCUGCCCCGCAGUGGCACGCCCCGGAACGAGGAGUCCGACGACCGGUGUGGCCGCAGCGCCGCCGCCUGCUCCGGCGAGCUCGUCGGGAGCUCGAACGAGAACCGGCCGAAGCUGGCGGAGUGGCUGAGGGCCGUCGCGGCGGUUGUGUCGCUGCUCAUGGAGCUCUUGCCGGAGUACAAUCCGUCGGAAUCCGAGUUCCUGCGCGAAUCGUCUAGCAUUUUGCGCCGGAUUUCAUGUACUGAUCGAGAUUAUCCUCAGAAAACACACAGAAUAUUCAGAUUUUCACUGCUAGUUAAUUAA
Messenger RNA from Striga asiatica, 351 nucleotides. The record is from the annotation of a GenBank genome assembly. Lineage: Eukaryota; Viridiplantae; Streptophyta; Magnoliopsida; Lamiales; Orobanchaceae.